GUUCUCACACAGUGUUUUCAAUUUCUCCCUGCAGUCAGGUGCCAGUGCUGGGAUAUGGUGUUCAAAGCAUAUUUUCCGAACUGCCUUAUGGACCUUCUUUGAUACGGACUCAUUAUUCAGAAACGAUCCUUGGUGACUUUCAAAGAAAUGGAGAAUAAUUUCACCAUUUUGGACUGUGAACUGCCUAUCAACCAUAAUUACAGUAGUAUCUUUGGAUCAAUAGACCUGCCAGAAUGGGAGGCUUACCUCACGAUUAUAACUUUAUCCUUUAUAAUUUUUUUGACAAUUGUUGGAAACAUUCUUGUUGUAUUGAGCGUUUUCACAUAUAAGCCACUAAGAAUUGUACAAAAUUUUUUCAUUGUUUCGCUUGCUGUGGCAGAUCUCACUGUCGCCAUUCUAGUUAUGCCUUUAAAUGUUGUUUAUAUAAUUCUAGGCCGAUGGGUUUUUGGCAUCCACGUUUGUAAGAUGUGGCUCACUUCUGACGUUCUUUGCUGUACUGCUUCCAUUCUUAAUUUAUGUGCCAUCGCUCUGGAUCGUUUUUGGGCGAUCACUGAUCCUAUAAACUAUGCUCAAAAGAGGACGGUGAAGAGAGUGCUCAGUCAAAUAGCUGGAGUCUGGAUUUUAUCAUUAAUGAUCAGCUCACCCCCUUUAAUCGGCUGGAACGAUUGGCCUAGUCCUGAAGAAUUUCAAAUUCAACAAACCUGUAAGCUUACAGAGCGUAGAGGUUAUGUUGUUUAUUCUUCAUCAGGUUCUUUUUUUAUUCCACUCCUAAUAAUGUCGAUAGUUUACUUAGAGAUAUUCAUAGCAACUAGAAGAAGACUAAGAGAAAGAGCAAAAACGUCAAAACUCAACGCAGUCGCCAAACUCAAGAAUCAAACUACUUCUAUUGAAAACAAAGAAUUAAAUCCAGACAGAGAGUCCGCUAGUAGCGAAACCAAUCAGAAUGAGCAACAUGAUGUUGAGGCGAAUUCGAAAAAUAAAUCGAAACUGAAUAAAAAAAAGAAGAAAAAGAAAAAUGAAAACUUCAAAUCUUUAAACGAUGGGAGUUUGAAACCAAUACUGAUUCACGACGACUCUUUCACAGAAAAUCCAUAUUCUUCUCUUUCUCGUAAAAACUCUAACGUUUGUGAUACUAUUGCAGCGAAAGAAUCGAGCAGUUCAACAAUUGUUCAAUGUUCUCAACUCAGUACUUCGAAGAAUUUUUCGAAAGCAAUAGAACGGGAUGUCCGAAAACCUGGCAUCAUAUACCAAUUCAUUGAAGAAAAACAGAAAAUUUCACUCUCGAAAGAGAGGAGAGCUGCUAGAACACUAGGAAUCAUUAUGGGAGUUUUUGUUUUUUGUUGGCUUCCGUUUUUUUUGAUGUAUGUUAUCGUUCCUUUUUGCGAAAGUUGUUGUCCGCCGUCCAAAAAGAUGAUUAAUUUCAUCACAUGGUUAGGCUAUAUCAAUUCAGUUUUGAAUCCUAUAAUUUAUACUAUUUUCAAUCAAGAGUAUAGAAGAGCUUUCAGACGAUUACUUGGUUUGAAAUCAUAA
Messenger RNA from Coccinella septempunctata (seven-spotted ladybird), 1530 nucleotides. It is a transcript of the gene Oct-TyrR, whose product is annotated as probable G-protein coupled receptor No18. Bases 148 to 1530 code for a protein of 460 amino acids. Gene Ontology annotation, molecular function: octopamine receptor activity. The transcript has 2 exons. Gene Ontology annotation, biological process: adenylate cyclase-activating adrenergic receptor signaling pathway. Gene Ontology annotation, cellular component: membrane. The record is from RefSeq and is a predicted model, not a curated record. Lineage: Eukaryota; Metazoa; Arthropoda; Insecta; Coleoptera; Coccinellidae.